CAGACGAUUCCAGACUGCGGGCGCAACACACAUAAACAGAGCACAGCACAAAAGAAGCAGCCAAAUUAUAAGUUUCUAAAACUCUCCCUCUCUCUCGUAAGCAACAAAAACGAAACCAAAACAUGGCUUCCAUGGCAUACCCAACCCCCUCCUCCUCCUACUCCUGUUGUUACAAGAAUCACACCAGACGCAACAUCAUUCCCUCCAUUCCACAUAUUAAGUUCUGUCAGCAGCAGCAGCAGCCUCAUCAGAACGACCACAAACCCACCGACCCAGUCGGUCGAAGGGAGAUUAUACUUAGGAGCAGUGAAUUGGCAGUGGUGGGAGCCAUCUUCAACUUCAGCGGUAAAAAGCCAGACUAUCUUGGGGUGCAGAAAAACCAACCGGCUUUGGCUCUUUGUCCAGCUACUAAGAAUUGCAUUUCAACCGCUGAGAAUGUCACUGACAUUGUCCAUUAUGCCCCUCCCUGGAACUAUAAUGGGGGACGUAAUAGGAAAAAGCCGGUCAGCAGAGAAGUGGCUAUGGAGGAACUUCUCCGAGUGAUAAAAUCAACAAAGCCGGACAAGUUCACACCGCGGAUAAUGGAGAAGAAAGAUGAUUAUGUGAGAGUGGAAUACCAGUCCUCAAUCCUAGGGUUUGUGGAUGAUGUUGAGUUUUGGUUUCCACCGGGCAGAGACUCGAUAGUGGAGUACAGAUCAGCAUCCCGGUUAGGCAACUUCGAUUUUGACAUCAACAGGAAGAGAAUCAAGGCAUUGCGACAAGAGUUAGAGAACAAAGGUUGGGCUUCCAAGGACAGCUUUUGAGAAACCUUUGUUGCUGGCUUGCUGCCACACAAUAAGAUGGUGGAUUGUACCUUCAAAGUUUAUCAAGCAUUCAAGCAGAUAUAUCAAAUUUUACCAAAAUUCAAAAUUGUACUCAUGUAAUGGUUUCUGUAUUGAUUGUAAGGUUCCAAUCAAUAAAAUCAUAGGUUCUCAAUUUGCUAACAA
Rosa chinensis is the source of this 986-nucleotide messenger RNA. RefSeq lists its product as uncharacterized. The record is from RefSeq and is a predicted model, not a curated record. The transcript has 7 exons. NCBI's taxonomy places the organism in Eukaryota, Viridiplantae, Streptophyta, Magnoliopsida, Rosales, Rosaceae. The coding region runs from base 123 to 803 and encodes 226 amino acids.